Priceomyces carsonii is the source of this 1968-nucleotide messenger RNA. RefSeq lists its product as uncharacterized. Bases 1 to 1968 code for a protein of 655 amino acids. Gene Ontology annotation, biological process: oligopeptide transport; transmembrane transport. NCBI's taxonomy places the organism in Eukaryota, Fungi, Ascomycota, Pichiomycetes, Serinales, Debaryomycetaceae. The transcript has a single exon. Gene Ontology annotation, molecular function: transmembrane transporter activity. Gene Ontology annotation, cellular component: membrane. The record is from RefSeq and is a predicted model, not a curated record.
AUGAUGAGUACAUCUAGAAUAAGAGAAACUGAGGAGAAGGAUGUCGCUAGGGCUGGUGUCGCCGAUUACAUCUCCGAGAAACUCGGUCCGGAAGUAGCUGAGUCGCAACGAGAUGAUACGAGAGAAGAUGGUACUACUAUUGAGUCAGGCGGAGAGUUCGAAGACGAGGCUGUCUAUAAUUUUGAUGAUCCCCACAAUUAUUCAACAAACUUUGUAGAUGAUCAGAAUCCGAAGGGUUUGAGAAAACCUACUAAGCAAGAAGCUUCUUCAUUGAGAAGAGUCUUGGGGAGAGCGGACUGGGCCUGUUAUUUACUUUGCAUAGCGGAGUUUGCGGAAAGAGCAUCUUAUUAUUCUUGCCAAACUCUUUUAAGUAAUUUUGUGACUUACAAAUUGCCCGAAGGUAGUACCACAGGUAAAUUAGUUCCUGGUGGCUUAAAUCCUGGUGCUUUGGGCUUAGGUGUGCCAGCCGCGACGGCUAUAACUUAUACUUUGACAUUUGUUGCAUAUGUCGUACCUCUAUAUGCUGGGUUUGUUGCUGAUUCCCAAGUUGGUAAGCUCAAGGCAAUAUGGAUUGGUGUGAUUUGUGGGUUUUUUGCUCAUAUUUUACUUAUAGUUGCUGCUGCUCCUAGUGUCAUUGCAGCAGGCCACGCAAUUGUCCCCACAGCUUUUGGCAUCAUAACGUUGGCUUUUGGUACUGCUUUCAUCAAGCCUAAUUUAUUACCGCUCUUAUUGGACCAGUACCACGAGCAGACGGAUGUGGUCAAGGUUUUAGCAUCUGGAGAAUCUGUCAUUGUUGACCGUCAAAAGUCGUUGGAAAGGAUGACCUUAGUAUUCUAUUGGUCGAUUAAUAUUGGUGCUCUUUUUCCUAUUCCAAGUGUUUAUAUAGAAAGAAGAAUUGGGUUUUGGUUUGCUUUUUUUAUUCCCAUCAUUAUAUAUCUCAUAAUUCCUUUUGUAUUCUGGUUUGUGAAACCCAAGCUUAAAAAGGAGCAACAGAAAGGAUCUGUUGUAGAGAACUCAACCAAAAUCUUGAUUGUUCUGCUUAGAGGCAACUGGAUAAAAAGGAUAAAGAACAAAACUUUCUGGGAUUAUGCAUCUCCUACCAAAAUGAGAGAGAGAGGCGAGGAAUAUUAUUCUCAAAAGAAAAAAAAGCCAAUCACUUGGAGCGACCAAUGGGUCUUAGAUGUCAAGCAAGUUGUUAAUAUUUGUAAGGUUUUUCUGUAUUUUGUCGUCUUCAAUCUUUGUGACGCUGGAGGUACUGGUGCAACUCCAGCUUUAACUGCGCAAUCAGGAUCUAUGACAAGCGAUGGAACUCCAAAUGAUAUGUACAGCAAUUUUAAUCCAAUUACGAUCAUCGCGCUUAUACCCUUAUUAGAUUAUGGUGUCUAUCCGCUAUUGCGUAAGUUGAAGAUCGAGUUCAGGCCCGCAUAUAAAAUCACUCUUGGUAUGAUCGUGGCAUCUCUUUCUCAGGCAGCUGCUGCAAUUAUCCAAAAGGAAAUCUACAAUACAAUUGAAUGUGGUGAUCAAGCCACGAGAUGUGUAGAUAGAGGAAUAGUUGCACCUAUUAAUGCUUGGGUUCUGGUAAUACCUUAUAUUUUAUCGGCUGUUAGUGAAUGUUUUGCCAACAUCACUGCCUAUGAAUUGGGCUAUACUAGGGCUCCUCCUCAUAUGAAAGGCCUUGUACAAGCUUUGUUCUUACUUACAAAUGGUAUAGCUGCAGCUAUAGGAGAUGCUAUUAGUCCAGCUUUGAAAGAUCCUCACUUGGUGUGGUAUUUCGCGGGUUUGGCAAUUUGUGGAGGAGUCUUUACUAUCAUUUUCUUUAUCCAUUUCAGAAAUUUGCAUAAGAACAUGGAGAAGGAAAGUGCAUUAAGAGAAUAUUUAAUGCGCAAAGAGAAGAAUGAAAUGUCACUUGAAGAUACUAACUUGGUACUGGUCAAUUCAAUCACAUCUGCCGCUGCUAAACAAUUAUAA